CUUGUGUGUUUUCAUGAUAAGUUCCCGCACAUUUGUUUUUCAAAAGGACAAAUUCAAGAUAAAGAAAAGGAGCUUAAGAGAGACUACAGGUGCUUGAAAGAUGCAAGAACACAAAGUGGGGCAUCUUGGGACGAAAAACUCGGGAUGAUUAUUGCUGAUGAUCCUGCAGUUUGGGAUAAUAUUAUUCAUUCUUUCCCUCGAGCUAAGAAGUUCCGCAACAAACCAUUUCCAAUCUUUGAAGCUUUAGGAGAACUAUAUGAUGGUCAAACUGCCGAGGGCCUCUUGAACUUUACAUCCCUUCAGCCAACAAAUACACUAGAUCAGUCAAGAAACACAGAAGAUGAUAUUGUUACACAAGUAGGUGCUGAUGAUUUGCUGAUGGAGAACAAUCAAGAUGACCUAAACAAUGAUGAUCCAAUCACAGCAAGUGAACAAUCAAAAGUUGAAGUGUCAAAUCAGUUAAAUCAAAGAAGACAAACUGUCAGUACAUCAAGGAAACCUCCUGAGGAUAAAAGAGAGAAGAACCCAAAAAGACAUAAGCAAAAUGGGAAUGUGGCUGAUGCAAUGGAGAAAUACAUAGAGCUGUGACAUAAACAAGCUGAGGAGGAAAUGGUACGGGAAAAAGAGGCUACAAAGCAAGUUGAUGAAUUUUCAAUCAAGAAAUGUAUCGAUGUCUUGAGCACAAUGAAUGAACUAUCCCCUGAGGAAAAUGCCCGGUCAUUUAGUGUUUUUAAGGAUGCUCAGAACAGAGAAAUCUUUAUCAGUGCUAAUCCAACCGCUAGAAUUUUGUGGCUGAAACUUCAGAUGGGUUGAUUUACAUGAGAUUGGGUGCUUUUGUGAGGUCAUGGAGCUAAUAUUAUUAGGUGAAGAUCAAAUGGUGUCAAAGAUAGGACAACAGUGCAUGCAGUUACCAUCUUCAUUUCUUAAAUUUGUGGACAAAUCGAUUUUGGAACCUGGGAACCUAGUUUGUGGUUGUACUCAGUGUUCUAGGUGUUAAUGUCACUUGCUAAUCACUAGAAUUUAAAUGCGUGGGGUACAUUGGCAACUACUAUAUAUGCUUGUAAUAUUGUUUGGAGGGCACAGAUUGACUUACCACAUGCGAAUGUCAACUGCUACAUUGAAUAGCAGUGUUAACUAUCGUUUAAAAGCUUGUCAGUAUUUUCAUUUUCUUUAUUUAAUGAACUAUUUUCUUAA
Messenger RNA from Oryza sativa Japonica Group (Japanese rice), 1194 nucleotides. RefSeq lists its product as uncharacterized. Lineage: Eukaryota; Viridiplantae; Streptophyta; Magnoliopsida; Poales; Poaceae. The record is from RefSeq and is a predicted model, not a curated record.